UUCUUCUCCUUUAACCAAAAGGCAUUCCACCAUUUCAGUCUAUUACUACAACUUUGGCUGGAGCGACUACGGGGUGGCCAGCCUCGCCACGGUGCUGGACAUGGUGAAGGUCAUGGCCUUCGCGCUGCAGGAGGGAAAGAUAGCGGUGCACUGCCACGCCGGUCUGGGCAGAACAGGUAGAUUUGUGAGCGACGCCGAUGCGGCCCUGUCUUUCGUCCAGUGAAAUGUGGCCUCGCAACGUCUGGUUUCCCCUUUCCGCAGGUGUGCUGUUGGCGUGUUUCUUGGCCUUUGCGACCAGGCUGAAUGCCAACCAGGCCAUUGUGUACGUCCGCGCGAAACGCCCCAAUUCCAUCCAGACCCGAGGUCAGCUGCGCUGUGUCCGGGACUUCGUCAAGUUCCUCGCCCCCUUGAGGAGCGUGUUCUGCCGGGCCGAGCCUCGAUUCAACCCUGUCACCCUGUCCCAGUACCUGAACCGCCAGAGGCACAUGCUGCACGGCAACGAGAGGAAAGAGCUCAGGCACCUGCCGAAGAUCGUCCAGCUGGUGUGCCGGCUGCUGUUGGACAUCGCAGAGAACCGGGAGAUGAUCGAGGAAGACAUUCUGGAGGCGCCUGACAUUCAGGACCUUGAGAUGACCCUGAGCGUCUUUGAGAAGAUGGGCCCGGAGAUAUUCGCCAAGGAGCCCCGCUUGCCGGGCGCGCCCACGCUACCCAGGCAUUUCCACGAGCCGCCCAUCUUCUACCACCGCAAGAGUCUGAGCUACAGCGAGUCGGACUUGAGGCGCCUUGGCUCGGAGCUCAACCUUCUCUCGCAACCCCUGGGCCCCGUGUCGCAGAGCAAUCUGGAAAUCUCCGUACCCUUGCCCGAGGCCGCCCACCCUGCCGCCAGACACCGAGGCUGGAGCAGCAACACGUCCGAGGUGUCCCACGGCUCAACCGGGUCGCUCUGGCAGAUCAAGAACCACGAAAGCCAAAGAGACGGCUCCCUUCUGGUGAAGAAGGUGCAGCGGAAAAACACCCGACGGAGCGAGUCCGUGGGUACGAUGUUGUCCACGUGGAUGACGGAGCAGAAAGAGGGGUCAGAGGUAAAUGGGAGGAUGGCGCGAGAUGGAGAGGAGGAGCAUUCAGAGGUGCCCUUCAUCACCCUGCAGACGGAGCUGUCUUUGGACGCCCGGAGGCUCCUGGUAGCACAGUCCCUGGCGGUGGACCUUUUUCUUGAUGGGAAAGAAGAGCACAAGAGCAAAGUCUCCGCCUGGCAGGUAACCGACCCAUACCAGCAAUGGGGUAGAAACGUGCCCAGAACUAUUUGAAUACUUAAGUUUGUCAAUCACUAAGACCGAAAUAAUAUGGCACUCAACCCACAAGAUUGGCCACUGCUAGAAAUAGUCAUUCCAGCUACGCCUUAAGGCAAGUUAAACCUACUAAGAGAAGGUGUUUGAAUAAGUCACAUGCAGACGAACUGAAUGUGUGCAGGCAGAACUGAACCAAGGCGGUGGCUGGGAGCGGCUGUGCACCGAGCGGGAUCCCUUCAUCCUCACCGGGCUCAUGUGGGCGUGGCUGGAGCAGCUCAGGGAGCCGGUUAUCUCUGUCCAGGAGGCUAAAGCC
Molecule: messenger RNA, 1602 nt
Organism: Pungitius pungitius (ninespine stickleback)
Lineage: Eukaryota; Metazoa; Chordata; Actinopteri; Perciformes; Gasterosteidae
Gene: ptpdc1b
Product: protein tyrosine phosphatase domain containing 1b
Exons: 1
Coding region: 198-1307 (369 amino acids)
Biological process (GO): cilium assembly
Cellular component (GO): cytoplasm
Molecular function (GO): protein tyrosine phosphatase activity
Source: RefSeq, a predicted model, not a curated record